This is a messenger RNA of Papaver somniferum (opium poppy), 1510 nucleotides long. RefSeq names its product homeobox-leucine zipper protein ATHB-6-like. Gene Ontology annotation, cellular component: nucleus. Lineage: Eukaryota; Viridiplantae; Streptophyta; Magnoliopsida; Ranunculales; Papaveraceae. Bases 262 to 1167 code for a protein of 301 amino acids. Gene Ontology annotation, molecular function: DNA-binding transcription factor activity, RNA polymerase II-specific; sequence-specific DNA binding. The record is from RefSeq and is a predicted model, not a curated record. The transcript is spliced from 3 exons. Gene Ontology annotation, biological process: positive regulation of DNA-templated transcription.
GUUAUGAACUGGCUUCACUUCCCCUCUCUCUGUCUACUUUCAUUUCUUGAUGAACGAUCACAUAAAAUUUGAGUCAAAAAGCUCACUAGGUUAGAGAUAAAGGUAGAAAAUGAGACAACUCAAGCUAGAAAGUAGUUCUUGUUAGACCAGUCACUAAUAACCAGUUUCUUCUAAUACUGAUUGUUAGCCUCCCUCUCUCAGAACUCUUCUCUGUUUCAAGAUCUUGUUAUUGUUUUAACUUACUUCAUAUUCUCAAAAGUUAUGAAGAGAUUGGGUAGUUCUGAUUCUUUGGGUGGUAUGAUCUCCAUAUCUCCUUCUACAGAUGAGAAGAACAGCAACAACAACAGCGUUGUUUAUAGUAAAGGGUUUCAGUCAAUGAUGGUAGGACUAGAAGAAGAAGAUUGUUUAGAAGAGACAGGUGGUUAUAAUAUAGCUGAGAAGAAAAGAAGAUUAAGUGCAGAUCAAGUGAGAGCUUUAGAGAAGAAUUUUGAAGUGGAAAAUAAAUUAGAACCAGAAACAAAAGUUAAGCUAGCUCAUGAGCUAAAUCUUCAACCUAGGCAAGUAGCUGUUUGGUUUCAAAAUAGAAGGGCUAGAUGGAAGACUAAACAAUUGGAGAGAGAUUAUGGGUUUCUUAAAGCUAACUAUGAUGACUUGAGACUCAAAUUUCUUGAACUUCAGCAAAGUAAAGAAUUAUUACUUUUAGAGUUACACGAGUUGAAAUCAAAGAUUAAGGAAGAUAAUACAGAGAGUAACGGAUCAGUGAAAGAUGAGAUGCUGAUAUCUGAAGGAGAAAAUUGCAAGGUUUAUGUGAAUCAUGAUGAAGAGCGAGCUAAUUAUGAGAACAAUGGCAGGGGUAUUUUAAUGUUAGGGGAUGUUAAAGAUGGAUCAUAUGAUAGUAGUGAUACAAGUGCAAUUUUGAAUGAAGAUAUCAAUAACAAUAACAAUUAUUAUAGUCCAGCAAUGCCAAUUUCUUCAUCUCCUACUUCAGCUGUUUGCUUACAGUUUUCAGCCUCUAAGACGACUUCAGAUCAUUCUAUUCAGAAUCAGAGUCAUCUGCAACAAACAUCUGUGAAGAUGGAAGAUUUUGGUGGUGAAGAACCUUGCGAUUUCUUUUCUGAUGAACAGGCUCCCAGUCUUCAGUGGUAUUGUCAUGAACCAUGGAAUUAAAUCAAAACUCUGAUGUCAUAUUUUGGUAUUUUGUUGAAAUGGGAGAAUCUUGGUUAUGAAAAUUAUGUUUUUAGCUGAAGUUAGUUUCCCCCAUUGAUGUACCUCAAAAGCUUGUUGAUCUAAGGAACAGAUUUCACGUGCGUUUUCAGUGAUGAUGACGUGGAUUAAUCUUUUACCGUCAGGGGUACGGUAAAAAUGGCGGGAGAAAUUUGUAGCGGUGGAAAAUACGAAGACUUCCUUUUCCUUGAUAGUAUUUUGAAGUUUAAUCCCGAUGUAAAAAGUUGUAGCAUUUAAAACCAGUGAGUCAGUGACUAAUCAAUUUCUCGUUUCUCCUGUGCUUUUA